Molecule: messenger RNA, 1309 nt
Organism: Caenorhabditis sp. 36 PRJEB53466
Lineage: Eukaryota; Metazoa; Nematoda; Chromadorea; Rhabditida; Rhabditidae
Source: the annotation of a GenBank genome assembly
AUGGAUAGCAACUCAUCGAACAGAGAUUCAAUAGUAAGUAGCCAAUCUUUCCCUUUCAUAACUUUUUUGCUUUGCAGACGUUCAACGACAAUAUCCUUUACCCGAUUUACUUCGGAUCCUACUUCUUGCUGACCUUGUUCAGUCACUCCUCAGUCCUUCUCCUCGUCAUCUUGAAAACUCCGCUCUUCUUCCGAGAUUUCCGUAUUUUCCUUAUCAAUUCUUCCCUUCUUCAAGUACUCAUGUGUUCACUUAUUUGUUUCACUCAAGUCAGGUAAUGUUCCCAAAUGAAUUUGUCUCAAAAGUUAAUCUCUCUUUCAGACCUGUUCUAAAUCCCAACUCCACAGCUUAUCUGUUUAGUGGAUACUGUAAAAGCUUCCAGAAGAACGUCUGCUUCUUUGCAUUCGACUUUUUUCAAGUGGGCCCCAUUUCCCUUCGCUUUCCAGGCAAAAGUGGCUUUCAGUUAGUCUUCGACGCCUCCGCAUUCGCAAUUCCGGUCACUUUGUACUAUAAGUACAGCAAAGUGACAAAUCUAAACGGAAGAGAACUUUCGAGAACCAGAGUCCGUCUGAUCCUUUUCGGUUCCUUCCUGCUCUCAAUAGUAGUCGGUGUCAGUUUCUGUGUGUCUCUUCCAUUCCCAAAUACUUUGUUUCAGAUGAUAUACGUGGUAACGUACCGCCCAGAAGAGUCCUUAAUGGUUGAAUCGGAGACCAAACAGCAGUUCCCCAACAAUUAUGACUAUUCGCAGUACGCUCAAAUCACAGGUUAUCAGAUCCAUUUUUGGAGUUCGUUGACUAACGAUCUCAAUAUGCUCAGCAUUUACACCCCACCAAUCAUCAGUCUCGUCUUUAUAAGGUUAUUUUGAGAUCAGUGCGGACCAGGAAGAGCAACCAGAUUUGCAGAUUGAUUCAAAAUAAACUGAAUAGUCUCAAGCACAUGUUCACCGACAAAACGAUAGCUCAAGCUCGGAAGUUUGACCUGGCUCUAAGCAUUCAGACACUCGUUCCCGCCGUCUGUGUCAUUCCCGUCUACACAAUCCAUUUAAUAAUCGGUAGAUUAGAUCUGUUUCUAAAGUUUAAAAAAUCAGCAAUGAAAAACUGUUCCAGAAAUACGUGAACUACUGGAAUUGGAAAAGAUUCUCUACAUAAUGCUGGCCCUCCCAACUGCCAUCGACGCCUUCAUCGUCAUCUUCACAAUCACUCCGUAUCACAAUGCAUUCAUUUCGUUUUUUCGACCGUUUUUCUGCUGUAAAAAAGUGGAUGUAUUGCGGAAAAAAACAAUCAACGUAUCGAAAGUUACGUCGAUAUUCUGA